Molecule: messenger RNA, 1236 nt
Organism: Aspergillus eucalypticola CBS 122712
Lineage: Eukaryota; Fungi; Ascomycota; Eurotiomycetes; Eurotiales; Aspergillaceae
Product: family 61 glycosyl hydrolase
Exons: 1
Coding region: 1-1236 (411 amino acids)
Biological process (GO): carbohydrate metabolic process
Cellular component (GO): extracellular region
Molecular function (GO): cellulose binding
Source: RefSeq, a predicted model, not a curated record
AUGCGUCAAGCUCAGUCUGCUUCCCUCCUCGCGGCCCUUCUGUCGGCCACCCAGGUCGCUGCCCACGGUCACGUCACCAACCUCGUCGUCGACGGUGUCUACUACGAGGGUUUCGACAUCAACGUCUUCCCCUACGAGUCCGACCCCCCGAAGGUCGCCGCCUGGACGACCCCCAACACCGGCAACGGCUUCAUCUCGCCCGAUGAGUACCGCAACCCUAAUAUCAUCUGCCACGAGAACGCCACCAACGCCCAGGCCCACGUUGUCGUCGGUGCUGGUGAGAAGAUCAACAUCCAGUGGACUGCCUGGCCCGACUCCCACCACGGGCCCGUCCUGGACUACCUGGCUCGCUGCGACGGCAGCUGCGAGACCGUCGAAAAGACCGACCUGGAGUUCUUCAAGAUCGACGGUGUCGGUCUCAUCAGCGACACCGAAGUCCCCGGCACCUGGGGUACCGACCAGCUGAUCAACAACAAUAACAGCUGGAUGGUCGAGAUCCCUCCCUCCAUCGCCGCUGGCAACUACGUCCUCCGUCACGAGCUCAUCGCUCUCCACGGCGCUGAGGAGGAGGACGGCGCCCAGAACUACCCCCAGUGUUUCAACCUCCAGGUCACCGGUACCGGUACUGCCACUCCCUCCGGUGUCAAGGGUACCGAACUCUACACUGCCACUGAGAAUGGCAUCCUCGUCAACAUCUACUCCUCCCUGAGCACUUACACCGUGCCCGGCCCUACUGCCUACAGCGGCGCCGUCUCCAUCACCCAGACUACCUCCGCCAUCACCUCCACUGGCACUGCCGUCGUUGGCAGCGCCAGCGCCGUCGCUUCCGCUUCCUCCACCGCUGCCGCCGCUACCAGCGCUGCUGCCGUGACCAGCGUUGACACCAACACCCAGGUCGCUCAAUCCAGCAGUGCCCCUGCCCCUGCUGCCCCCAGCUCCAGCUCCUCCGCCUACACUCAGAUCCCCGUGCAGGUCCCCUCCUCUUGGACUACCCUGUUGACCUUCACCAACACCCCCCAGGCUGUGCAGCCCACUACCUCGGUCGAGCCCGAGCCUGCUCAGUCGACCAUCACCCCUGCUCCGGCUGUCAGCUCUGCUGCUUCCGGUAGCUCCGGUAGCCAGUCUUUGUACGGCCAGUGCGGUGGUAUCAACUGGACUGGUGCCACUCAGUGCACUAGCGGAUCUAGCUGCCACUCUUACAACCCUUACUACUACCAGUGCAUUGCUAGUGCUUAA